Aspergillus tubingensis is the source of this 864-nucleotide messenger RNA. Its product is annotated as 25S rRNA (adenine2142-N1)-methyltransferase. NCBI's taxonomy places the organism in Eukaryota, Fungi, Ascomycota, Eurotiomycetes, Eurotiales, Aspergillaceae. The transcript has a single exon. Gene Ontology annotation, cellular component: nucleolus. Bases 1 to 864 code for a protein of 287 amino acids. Gene Ontology annotation, molecular function: rRNA (adenine) methyltransferase activity. The record is from RefSeq and is a predicted model, not a curated record.
AUGGGGGCUUCUAACAAACAACGGAGAAAAAGACCUGCUCUUCUGUCCCGCACCCGCCCACCAACUGUCCGGGCAAAGCAUGCGGCCUUGUCGGCGAAAGCUACUCGAAAUCUCAUUCGAUCACACCAUCGACUACUCAAGGCGCAUGCCCAAGCUGUACGGGCCGGUGAUGAUGCUUUGGUCGGAAAGAUCGAAGCGCAGAUCCGGGAAAAUGGUGGCUUGGAAAGCUACCAGCUCGCAAGCAAACUUGGCCAGUCUCUAGAUCGUGGAGGCGACUCUAGCAAGGUCUUGGUUGAUUGGAUAGCUCCUCGGUUACUGCCAAUGGCAAAUACGCCCUACAAGCUCCGAGUACUCGAGAUUGGAGCUCUAAGUACGAAGAACGCUUGUUCAAUGAACAAGUCACUGGAUGUCACUAGGAUAGAUCUGAAUUCUCAAGAACCGGGAAUCUUGAAACAGGACUUCAUGAAAAGGCCGCUUCCUCAAAACGAGUUCGACAGGUUCCAUAUCAUCAGUCUCUCCUUGGUCCUCAAUUAUGUUCCCGACGCUGCCGGUCGGGGUGAAAUGUUGAAGCGCUGUAUAUCCUUCUUGACCACAUCACCGCCCUCCGGGUCUUCUCUUGAUGUUACCCCAAGCCUAUUUCUGGUCCUGCCAGUCUCCUGUGUUACCAAUUCGCGCUACCUCACCGAAAGCAGGCUGCAAGACAUAAUGUCUAGUAUGGGCUUUGCGUUGGCUAAGACCAAGCAGACUUCCAAGCUGAUAUUCCAACUUUGGGAUCAGGUUGGCGACUACAACGCCAAACCUUUCAAAAAGGAAAUCUUGAACCCUGGAAAAACAAGGAACAAUUUUUCAAUUAUCGUCAAGUGA